UGUAAAAAUCACAUUGAAACUUUUUUUUCUUGAGUGUGCACAUCUCCCGAUGUAUUGUAAAACAACGAGGAAGAUCACUUUACUUGAAUAUUUUCCGAAGUUUUUAACUGGGUUUUGUACCUUGAUGCAGCUUCGACAAAGAUAAACCACUGUCGGAAUCCCGCCAAGAUCCCAAAAUCAGAGAUGUAGUCUCUGUCCAAGUCUGCUCGCAGACAUCCAAGGCUCACCAUGCUGUUUUUCCUGCUGCUGGUGUUACAAACCAGUGCCAAUGCUCAGAUAGAUCCAGCACAUUGCAGAUACCCUCUUGGGAUGGAGGAUGGCCGGAUCAAAGAUGAUGACAUCACUGCCUCCAGCCAAUGGUAUGAUACCACUGGACCCCGUUAUGCAAGGUUGAACAGGGAGGAAGGGGAUGGGGCAUGGUGCCCGGCGGGUCCCCUGGAGCCCACAGAUGUUCAGUACUUGCAGCUGGACCUGCGCCAGCUGACAUUCCUCACAGUCGUUGGCACCCAGGGCCGCUAUGCCCGCAGCUCUGGUAACGAAUUUGCCCGCUUGUACCGCUUAGACUACAGCCGCGACGGUCAUCACUGGAUUUCCUGGAAAAACCGCCUUGGUGACAAGGUGAUCAACGGCAAUAACAACGCCUACACAUCCGUGAUUAAAGAUCUUCACCCGCCCAUUAUCGCACGUUACCUCCGGGUCAUCCCUGUCACCAUCGUGUCAACCACCGUGUGUAUGAGAGUGGAACUUUACGGAUGCCCUUGGACUGAUGGUUUGACAGCAUACAGUGCUCCGGAGGGUCAGGUGAUGAUGGCCCCAGGAUAUUCCGUUGCCACGCUCAAUGACUCCACUUACGAUGGCGUCUUCGAACGCAGAAAACUGAGUGGAGGCCUGGGCCAGUUGACCGAUGGCGUGAUCGGGCAAGACGACUUCCUGGCCACCCGUCAGUACAGCGUGUGGAACGGAUACGACUAUGUGGGCUGGAAGAACGACAGCCUGGGCCCUGGAUACGUGGAGAUGGCAUUUGAGUUCGACAGGCAGAGGAACUUCACCUCCAUGAAGGUACAUAGCAACAACAUGUUCUCUCGGGGGGUGAAAAUCUUCUCCUCCGUGCAGUGCUGGUUUAAGUCACGGCUCAUUGCCGCUCAUUGGGAGCCGGAACCAGAGGAGUUCCGCACCGUCCUGGAUGACCGGAACCCCAGUGCCCGCUACGUAACUGUGCCCCUGGGCCGGCGCAUGGGCAGAGCUAUCCGCUGCCGAUUCCACUUUGCUGACACGUGGAUGAUGUUCAGCGAGAUCUCCUUCCAGUCUGCCCAGAAUGUGAUCCCUACCCAGACCACAACUGUUACAACACCAUCUUGGCCCAAGAAUCCCAACUCUUUGCCUACCACACUGAAAACUGUGACGACCCCGUGGCAGAAGACUAACGCGCCUGAGGAAAGCAACACCUCCAUUCUCAUCGGUUGCUUAGUGACCAUCAUCCUCCUGCUGGUGGUGAUCAUUUUCUUGAUCCUCUGGUGUCAGUACGUGUGCAAGGUGUUGGAGAAGGCUCCACGACGCAUUCUGGAGGAGGAGGUGACAGUCCGGCUCUCCUCCAGCAGUGACACCAUCAUCCUGCAGACGCCCCCGGUGCCCCCGCGCGCCUCCCAACCUGACCCCCCCUACGAGAGGGUCUUCCUGCUGGACCCACAGUACCAGGACCCGGCGGCGCUGAGGAACAAACUCCCGGAGGUGUCACAGAGCGCUGAGGCCUCGGGCUUUGGAGGUGGCUACGCAGAGCCUGACGUGACCCAGUGCACUCCUCACCAGUGCUUCCAGAGCAGCGUGCCCCACUACGCAGAGACGGACAUUGUCAGCCUGCAGGGAGUGACCGGCAGUAACAUGUAUGCCGUCCCUGCCCUGACCGUCGACUCGCUCACGCGCAAGGAUAUCUCUGUGGCCGAGUUCCCACGGGACCAACUGAUCUUUCGCGAGAAGCUGGGAGAGGGACAGUUUGGGGAGGUCCACCUGUGUGAAGCGGAGGGGCUGUUGGAGUUUUUGGGAGAGGGUGCCCCCCUGCCGGAGAUGGACGACAGGCCAGUGUUGGUGGCCGUAAAGCAGUUGAGACCGGACGCCACCAGUACUGCCAGGAAUGACUUCCUGAAGGAGAUUAAGAUCAUGUCCCGACUCAACGACCCCAACAUUAUCCAGCUGCUGUGUGUGUGUGUGAGCUCGGACCCGCUCUGCAUGGUCACCGAGUACAUGGAGAACGGCGACCUCAACAUGUUCCUCUCCCAGAGGGAGAUGGAGAGCACACUCACCCACGCCAACAACAUACCCUCUGUCAGCACGUCGGACCUCUUGCACCUGUCAGUGCAGAUUGCCUCUGGCAUGAAGUACCUGGCCUCUCUCAACUUUGUGCAUCGGGACCUUGCCACUCGCAACUGUCUCCUGGAUCGCCGACUCACCAUCAAAAUUGCCGACUUUGGCAUGAGCCGCAAUCUCUACAGUAGUGACUACUACCGCAUCCAAGGACGGGCUGUCCUGCCUAUCCGCUGGAUGGCUUGGGAAAGUAUUCUACUGGGGAAGUUCACCACUGCCAGUGAUGUGUGGGCGUUCGGUGUCACGCUCUGGGAGAUUUUCACCUUGUGCAAGGAGCAGCCGUACAGCCUUCUGUCUGAUGAACAGGUCAUCGAAAACACUGGGGAGUUCUUCAGGAACCAGGGGAGACAGAUAUUUCUCUCUGCCCCGCCACUCUGUCCGGCCUCUCUGUUUGAGUUGAUGAUGCAUUGCUGGAGCCGAGAUAUCGGUGACCGGCCGUCAUUCAACUGCAUCUAUCAAGCCUUGCGGCCACAUGCUAACCCGUGACUAUUCACCAGAACCCACCGUCUCCAGUGAAGGAUCCUCUGGACUCCCGAAGGCAAGGGGGAGGAUCAGGAGACGGUCCAGCAAUGAUGUAGCUUCAGCAGCGCAAGAGGACAUCUGUGGGAUGUGGGUGUGUGGACCCGAGUGACGUCCAGCAUUUUUUAAACAACAAGGAGGGGGGAGAAAAAAAGCGAACUUGACGUCAACUCGCUGUGGUAUCUGCGUUGCGUUGUUGAUGCUUAAAUCCAAGGACACUUGAUUAAUGUUUAUUUUGUCUGUCUCUGUAAUAUGUUUUCUAUAAAUUGUACCUUUUCACAUCCAAGUGUUACAACUGAAUCAUUUCAGUUGAUACCAAAGGAGAGGGGAGGAAAGAAAUGGAGAGGGGAAAAAGAAGACUGAAUGCUAGAUGGAACAGAGAACCAACAGCUGGAGGGCCUGUGGUUGUAAAAUGUAAAGCACUGCUGUGAUUUUGUUUCUUUCCUUUUGCCCAUGUUCCUUACCUACCCCCACACUGGAGUAUGACUUAAUAAUCUUUCUAUGUUUUAUAGUAUGUUUUUUUUUUUAUUCUCUGAAUAUGAAUGUUAUGCAGGUUAAUUUGGAUGAGGCUAGGCUGGCAAUCUAUGCUCCUAGCUCCAGCAGAACUACUGUCAUUGCAGAGUGAAAGCCCUAACGGAGAAUAGGGUUGUAGAGCCACAAUGGACUGAUGUGCAAUGGAAUGCACUGUCUCUCCCCCCUCACCCCCCCAAUUGGAAUGGGCUGCAUUAUGGGCUGUAUGGACCCCACCCCCUCCUAAUCCAAACAUGAAGAGGUGGAAUUGUCUUGGCCAUCUUAGUUCCAUCAGUGCUCCACACAUCACACUUAAUUCUUGUUCACUCUUUUUACAUUGUGCAUAGCAUAAGACCAUAGGUCUAAUGCGUCUUUGCACCAUCUGUUGGUGUACCAAUAGAUAGGCCCAUGCUGUUGCCACCAGCACUUUUAGUGUGCAGUGUGCUUCAGUUAGGCUGGUCUGUGGAAGACACUAUAAAUCCUCAGCGAAGCUCAGCACCCUCAAGUGGGUACGCUGCAGUAGACUGUCAGAACGUGCGUUGUGCAUGUGUUAUUUUCAUAUGGUCCAUAUUGUAGUUCAGAUAUUUCGAGAGGUCUCAGUUUUUACUGGACCUCUUUAAAAGGCACAUGGUUUGGGGGAGUUUGAACAAUUCAAAGCACAUAUUACUUUACAUGCUUAUUCCCCUGUAUGCUUGUAUGCCCUUUCUAACUAUAAAAGCUCAUUAAUUUGUGCUCAUGUUUCAUGUUAAGCCUUAAUAAUUAUGCCAAAUUGGAUGUGCAUGUGAUCAUUGUUUCAAAGCAAUUUCACAUUUAUAGAAACAUGUGAGACUGUGUUUUUUUCCUCCAUCUAUUGUUGUUUUGCUAUGUGAUCUUUAUCAUAAUAUGAUCAUUUUUAUAGUUAAUUUUUACUGUAUCUAAUUUGCUGUCGUAAGGUAUAAAAGACAUUGUUGUUAGGGCUGCUGGGAAGUGUCACAAUCUGGAAUAGUGAAUGAAGCAUUCCUAAUAGCGCUGGGAUCCACUUUGAGAGGCAGAGAAGGGUCAGGGAAUUUUUGUGUGCAUGCGUUUCUGUUUGGUGCCUGGCAUUGCAUUCCGAUCAGCAAACCUCAGGGCCAGGUUGACCUCUAAACUCAAAGUCUCCCAGUUGCAUUUGCUGAAGUGAGCCUGUGGUCUUCUCUGUUAUUACUGAGUAGAGCCUUGUUUAUUCUCUCUCUCGCGAUUUGUUUUCGUAGCCUUUUUGUUUUGUUUUGUUUUGUUCCUCAUCUGUUGCAGAUGACGUGAGAGUGAGAAGGAAGUGUUAGGCUAUGGAGUGCAUUAUGUGAACAUACAAAUGUGCAUACACCGUGUGGCUGUGUGAGUGUUUUGUAUUUGUACUGUGUGUGUGUGGGGGGGGGGGGGGGUUGAGUUAAGAUGACCUUGUGAGAAUGACCCAGCAGCGUGGGAUGGAUUUUUAGUUCUUAUUCUCAAGUGGAUAACAGCUGGUAGUUUCAGUAGUAUGCACAGUCUCAGCACUUUUGACUGAAGGUGUCAUCCCUGAUGGCUGAGUGACAGGUUGCUCUGAAACAAACCCACGUGCAGCCUUCUGUAAAGUUUAGCUAUGACUUACAACUGUUCUGUGGUUCAAGAUGCACAUCUCCAUUUAAAAAAAUAAAAUAAAUAAAAACAGUAGAGCAUUUAAUAAAAAAAUGAAACUAGAAGCAUCCCCUGUCUAAAUAUCGGCAUAUACGUGCAUGCAAAUUAUUGAGCAUUAUUAGUAUUAAGUAUUAGUAUUAGUACUAAUAUUAGUGUGCAAUCAGUGAGUGGCGCUUUGUUAACUGUGUGCAUAUGUGUCUGUAUGAGAGAAAAAUGUGUCCCAGUGUGCUUGCGUUUGUUUAGAUAAGUGACUGCUCUUUCCAUACCUUACUUUUUCUUUAGCUAUAGUUCUAUCUCUGCGCUCUGUAGGAUGUAUGUGACUGUCAUGUACAUAGUGUAGUCAGAAUAGAUGUAUAGUAAUAUAUUGGGAUCUAAGGAUGACAUUCUUGCACCAUCGUGUAACUCUCUUGAGUGUUUCUCAUUCUUGUCUCUUAUAUUAAAAACUAAACCUUGUCUGUA
Molecule: messenger RNA, 5475 nt
Organism: Alosa sapidissima (American shad)
Lineage: Eukaryota; Metazoa; Chordata; Actinopteri; Clupeiformes; Clupeidae
Gene: ddr2l
Product: discoidin domain receptor family, member 2, like
Exons: 17
Coding region: 229-2844 (871 amino acids)
Biological process (GO): positive regulation of kinase activity; multicellular organism development; protein phosphorylation
Cellular component (GO): signaling receptor complex; membrane
Molecular function (GO): protein tyrosine kinase collagen receptor activity; collagen binding; ATP binding
Source: RefSeq, a predicted model, not a curated record